Messenger RNA from Neolamprologus brichardi, 850 nucleotides. The record is from RefSeq and is a predicted model, not a curated record. NCBI's taxonomy places the organism in Eukaryota, Metazoa, Chordata, Actinopteri, Cichliformes, Cichlidae.
AGCUCAAGGGCGACUAUCCUGGAGACCCAGCGUCCCUCUCUUCAUACUUGUGGUUCUUUCUUGCGUGUAGCAGGUGUCAAAGCUGUGAUGGAGCGCUGGCGGGGCAGAGUAGCUCUGGUGACCGGAGCCUCGGUCGGCAUUGGGGCGACUUUAGCCGUAGAGCUGGUCCGACUCGGUAUGAAAGUGAUGGGCUGCGCCAGAGAUGUUGGAAAAAUACAGAAACUGGCAGCAGAGUGUCAGAGCGCCGGCCACCCUGGUGUUUUUGUCCCUUUCAAGUGUGACUUGACCAAAGAGGAGGAGAUUCUGUCCAUGUUCGCCGCGAUCAAGGAGCAGCACAAAGGCGUGGACGUGUGCAUCAAUAACGCUGGCUUGGCUCAUCCAGAGGCGCUGCUAAAUGGCAAAACCAGUGGCUGGAAAAACAUGUGGGAUGUGAACGUUCUUGCACUGUGUAUCUGUGCACGUGAAGCUUAUCAGUCAAUGAAAGAGAGAAAUGUGGACAACGGGCACAUCAUAAACAUAAACAGGUGCCGUUUUAUUUUACUGAUGAACAGUGAUGGGUAUGCUUGUGCAGUUUACACAAACAUCUUAUAAUUCAGUCAUUCUUUUGGCAACUCUGCACAAUGGACUUUUCUCACAGCACACAUUGUAUCUCCCCAUUUAAGAACCCUACUACAGCCAAUGAGUGUUUUUAUUACUGGUAGGUCCAAUAAAAACAAAUGCCAGACUGCUGUGUCAAUAACAAUAUAUUAAAACCAAAAGGGACAUCUUCAUAUUGCUUUCAUUGGCCGGCUAGCAGUUCAGAACUAAAAGAUUUUUGAGUUUACUAUGAAAAUCAUCAAGAAAAAUGAAA